Rhincodon typus (whale shark) is the source of this 906-nucleotide messenger RNA. Its product is annotated as paired box protein Pax-8-like. The coding region runs from base 1 to 906 and encodes 301 amino acids. The record is from RefSeq and is a predicted model, not a curated record. Lineage: Eukaryota; Metazoa; Chordata; Chondrichthyes; Orectolobiformes; Rhincodontidae. The transcript has 5 exons.
AUGGUUAACUCGACGCUGCCAGGAUACCCGCCUCACGUUGCUGUGAACAACCAAGGGGGCUAUGCAUCCUCCACCAUUGCCGGGAUGGUGCCCGUAUUCCUGCAGCGAGUCAGGGAAAACGAUGGAGGAAAUGGGAAUAUAGGGAGCAGGCAGCCCGAUGGGGAGAACAGGAUAGACAGAUGCACCGAAGCUGUGUUCCUCUCUGUUCUCUUUAGGAUUAUACGGACCAAGGUUCAACAGCCAUUCCACCUCCCUCUGGAAGAUCAUUCUCGGGCACGGCUCAGUCCCGCACACACACUGGUCCCCAAUUCAACAGUCACACCCCCUGAAUCUCCCCCUACAAGUGACUCGCUUGGAUCAUCCUACUCCAUAAGUGGUCUGCUCGGGAUCGUACAGACCAGCAACGACAAGAGGAAACUGAGAGAAGGUGCGCAGGACAGCUGCGAGGCGAAAGGCGGCGCUCCCCGCAAGCAGAUGAGGACGGAGGCCUACCCCCGGCAACUCGAGGGCCCGGAGCCUACCUUCGACAGGCCGCGCUACGCCGAGGCCUACUCCGACGCCAAAGGCGACCAGGCCCCUCUGUACCCACUGUCAUCACUGAGCGGCGGAAUCGAAGAAGACAAGCAAGACUUGACCCCUCCGUCCACCCAGGUUGGCAGGGGCGUACCUCAGGCCUAUCCGGUGGUGACAGGUGAGCGGCUCCGAACUGUGGAAUUCUGGGAGCAAACACUGCCAGGAUCAAGAGGUGUGGCAGCUGGGAGCAUGCCAACACAGGGCCGGAUCCACUCUUUUCUGACUGGCCACGCAAUAGCAUUAGAGGCGAGUAAUAAUUUAGAGGCGAGUAAUAAUUUAGCAGUGAGCAAUAAUUUAGAGGCGAGCAAUAAUUUAGAGGUGUGUAAUAAUUGA